UGCUUAUAACUGUAGAGUGGUGUGAAAACAACGUUGGUACACUUUGUGUCAAACUUCUCGACACUGCUUGAUUGGAUUAAUCAUAAUUAAACGAUUAUCUAAAUGGAUCUUUAAUCUGAAUAAAUCAGGUUGCUAUGGGUCAAGCUUGGGGUCGAAUGCCCCAUCAAUCUGGGUCAGGGAAGUCACAAAGAAGUUUGAAAGAAGUGUAUGGUGUAGAUAAUGAGUAUUCUGGUGAAACAUUUCAAGCGAUAGAAGUACCUGAUGAAAUUAUUUGUGAAGUGUUAAAGUGGGUACCAGCUAAAGACAUAGUAAAGUCAUGUGUAUAUGUUUGUAAACAGUGGAGAGAUGUCAUUAACAUACAGAUGUUCUGGAAAGAAAAAUGUAUUCAUGAACUUGGAUACACAAAUGAAAUAUUCCACUUCCUUAUGGAUGAGGACUUUAAAAAGCUGUAUUUCAAAAGACCAUACCAAAAUAACUUGAUAAAGAACCCAGAUGCUAGCGAAGGAUACAACAACUGGAAAAUCCAUGAAAAUGGUGGUAACCGCUGGAAAAUAGAAAUACCUACCGGCUGCAAUCCUGUAGAUGACUAUACUGGAAAGAAACAAUCAGAAGGAACGAGAUGCUGGGUAUCAUCAUAUGGAGAAUGUAGUAAGUCACAAACAAUUGACCUGUUAGAGAGAGGCUGUAGUGAAUAUGUACUAGAUGAUGUUAAGCCAGAUAUACAUGUAUCAGAAUGGUAAGUUGAGUUCAAGAAGUAUGU
Mercenaria mercenaria is the source of this 760-nucleotide messenger RNA. RefSeq names its product F-box only protein 6-like. Gene Ontology annotation, molecular function: ubiquitin protein ligase activity; protein binding. The record is from RefSeq and is a predicted model, not a curated record. The transcript is spliced from 4 exons. Gene Ontology annotation, biological process: SCF-dependent proteasomal ubiquitin-dependent protein catabolic process; glycoprotein catabolic process. Gene Ontology annotation, cellular component: cytoplasm; SCF ubiquitin ligase complex. Lineage: Eukaryota; Metazoa; Mollusca; Bivalvia; Venerida; Veneridae. The coding region runs from base 135 to 740 and encodes 201 amino acids.